Suhomyces tanzawaensis NRRL Y-17324 is the source of this 471-nucleotide messenger RNA. It is a transcript of the gene RPL24A, whose product is annotated as 60S ribosomal protein eL24. Lineage: Eukaryota; Fungi; Ascomycota; Pichiomycetes; Serinales; Debaryomycetaceae. The record is from RefSeq and is a predicted model, not a curated record. Gene Ontology annotation, molecular function: structural constituent of ribosome; mRNA binding. The transcript has a single exon. Bases 1 to 471 code for a protein of 156 amino acids. Gene Ontology annotation, cellular component: cytosolic large ribosomal subunit. Gene Ontology annotation, biological process: cytoplasmic translation.
AUGAAGGUUGAAAUUGAUUCCUUUUCAGGUUCUAAAAUUUACCCAGGUAGAGGUACCUUGUUUGUCAGAGGAGACUCCAAGAUCUUCAGAUUCCAAUCCUCUAAGUCUGCUUCUUUAUUCCACCAAAGAAAGAACCCAAGAAGAAUUGCUUGGACCGUUUUAUUCAGAAGACAACACAAGAAGGGUAUUUCUGAAGAAACUUCCAAGAGAAGAACCAGAAAGUCCGUCAAGAACCAAAGAGCCAUCGUUGGUGCUUCUUUGGAAUUGAUCAAAGAAAGAAGAUCUCAAAAGCCAGCUGACAGAAAGGCUGCCAGAGAAACCAAGUUGGCCAAGGACAAGGAAGCCAAGAAGGCUGCCAAGGUCGCCAGAAAGGCUGAAAAGGCCAAGUCUGCUGCUGCCGGUGCCAAGGCUGGUGUCUCCAAGCAACAACAAAAGGGUGCUUUCCAAAAAGUCCACGCUACCUCCCGUUAA